Aspergillus ibericus CBS 121593 is the source of this 6191-nucleotide messenger RNA. It is a transcript of the gene pkhB, whose product is annotated as putative sensor histidine kinase/response regulator. Gene Ontology annotation, molecular function: phosphorelay sensor kinase activity; histidine phosphotransfer kinase activity. Gene Ontology annotation, biological process: phosphorelay signal transduction system; protein autophosphorylation. Bases 349 to 6102 code for a protein of 1917 amino acids. NCBI's taxonomy places the organism in Eukaryota, Fungi, Ascomycota, Eurotiomycetes, Eurotiales, Aspergillaceae. The record is from RefSeq and is a predicted model, not a curated record. The transcript is spliced from 3 exons.
UUUUUUUUACUUGGUGUUCACCACCGCCCCCUUUGGCCAUUUUCUGGGGGUUUUUUUUUCUGCCCUGAGCCAAACCGCCCCUUUUUAUUACGUUCUUGUCUUCUUGUAUUUUUCCUUACCCUUUCUAUUAUACACACAACUAUCACUCCAACCACCGUUUCCUCCCCUCACUCCCUCGCCAUUCCCCUUUCUCUACGUGCUUCUUAUCUGUACCCUUGCCUUGUCGAUUACGAUAUUCAUUUGAUCACGGACCAGUCUGUCCGAGAGAUGAGUGCCCCGGUUGGCUCCUGUGGAGUUGGAUUCACCCAGGAGAAUUGAUUGUCUGACCGGCGGUGGAGGGAGUAUAGGAUGGGGGAAGUUCGCAGCAUGAGGACACCUCCGCUUCCAUCGCCGGCCGAGGCCCCUUCGCCUGUUGCCGCACCUCAUUCCCACCGUCGAGACUCCUGUCAAUCAACUGGCUUUCUCCCCGUUCAUAAUGCUGGAUUUUCAAUCGAUGGAGACGCAAUCACAGAGAUUAACACGUGGAAUGCUAACUCUCAUUCUUCUCCUAUGCCGCUUGAACAGACUUCGAACGCAUGCCAUAUCACAACGCCUGCGAAGAAAGACAAUCCCGAAGCGGGGAAGUACCCAGAGGACCAGGGUCGAAGUUUGCAAACCCUUAAAGAGCUCCGGAGGCAGAUGGAAGAGUUGCUCGUCUAUCAACAGAUGCAACAAUCACAGAACCAAAGCUCAUCGGCUAGUCGCGAAGCCCCGUCGUCGCAAACGGAUCCCGUCUCUUCAAACUCCCCUGGAUCGACACGAAAAAGGCCCCUCAAUGUAUCGUUUCAGAAAGUCGCCUCAUCCACAGGAGCGAUGCCUUCAGCGUCGUUCUCCGAUUCUACCGGAUCUGGCGGUACCAUUAGGGCCAUGGAUUCCACCCCCGAGAACCUCACCGGACAAACCCCGUCCUAUCCGUUUCCAAGAAUGCAAACGCAGCCUACGUCUAAGCCGUCGCAGAAUUCCACGCUCAACCGCAGCGCUUUCAAGUUGACACUGCCGUCCGAGAAGCUAAAGAUCCAUAUGGCGACAUCGCAAACCGAGGAGGAACAACAGCUGACUGGGUUAGACACACCGCUCUUGCAGAGGUUUUUUCUACCACCGCAGGCCAAGAACGUGAUCGAAGAUCCGAACUAUCCCAGUCCCAAUCUGUAUGAUCUCACCCUACAAUUGAACGCCGAUCCGGGCCUGGAUGCAUGGUGGGGAAAUGUUGUCCAUAUCUUGCAGGCGCAUUACGGGGCCGAGAGAGUGUCCCUUGCUGUACCUGGCGAUGCGACCGACCUUGAAAAUGUUCCAUGGGGCCAGAAAGCGGUUUUUGAUCAGAACAUCGAGCCGGAGUCGCAGGCACGGCAUCUGCACGAUGAAACGACUACCCCCCGCGAUGAUAAUUCGAAGGAGACGGAGGAUUUGGAGAAGAAGAAGAAGAACAAGGAAUCAUUUCUCACGGAAGCACUUGCCAAUGGAUCAAGCGCUUCGAAAUCUCCAAAGCGACCGCCCCUUUUGUCACGGCACUCCUUCGCCGGGUUUGGCAAGGAGAGAAAGAACCCCAACAUCCAGGAUUCGGACGCCCAGCGCCUGCGGAGUCUUAAGACUCCGUCCAAACCGGAGGUUAAACGCACUUCUACACUUCCUGAGAAGUCCACCGCUGCGGAAACGGAGCCGUUACCUACGCAGGACACUCCUCGACAAGCCGUCUUUCCGAUACCCAGGCCUUUAGAAGUCGAGGCAGAUCCGCUGAUCAAACGAGCUGGGGUGGUUAAGCUAUUCGGACGCACUGAACCUGUUGUGUUGACCCGGGAAUACUCUCAAGGGCUGGCAAGUGAUCAGACUCCCUGUGAAACGCCAGAAGACAAGAUCCAGGUUACGCCAACCGCCGAACCUUCGAAUAAUCAGGCGCCAUACGCCGCUCGCUCGAGAUCGACAUCUAACCCCCCUCCGCUGGGCUUACAAGCACAUCGUUCAAUGGAGUUUUUCGACGAGUACGAGCAAAUCCCUCCGUCGCCCUGGUCGCAAUCUCCAGCUCCAUCCCCGGCGCCUCGUGCUCAUGCAGAGCAGAACCCUUUCUUCGUCAGCCAUGCUGUCGACGAGGAGGCAUUUGCGAAGCAUCCUCCGCCUCAUGACUACUCCAACCUAAAGCCGUUAGAAGCCAUCGGUGUCGACUUGGCGAAGUCGGUGGUCCAUAUUCCGCUCCUGCAUGCGGGCCGCUCCAAACAAACCUCGCCAUCUACCUUACGGUUUCCCGUUGCCGUGAUUUCGAUUUUGUCUUCAAUUAUGCCCUAUCCCUCAAAUUUGAGGAAGUCCUUGGCCUAUCUCAUGCCCCACUUGACGACCUCGUUCUGUUUGGCUCAACAAUACAGUCAGCUGGAGCGUCAAGUCACCUCCCGACUAGAGAUUCCCCGCUAUGGACAUCUUCUUGGUCUCGGCGGAACAUUCUCGGAUGAGAGUAGUGAGUUGGAGCUCGUCGCUGGUCUCAGCGGCCACGUCAACUACACAAUAGCGGAUGACGGGUCUCUCUCGGCCCGCGCCAGUCUUUCGAGUCCCGAAGAAAGAGCCAAUUCAGCUAAGCUGAGCCCUUCAAUGUCUGGGCUUGGCACGCCGGGAUUUGACUUGAGCAACAUCGGAGCGGGAACAAAUAUCAAUCUUAACGAAUCACCAGGGCUGGCUGCAAGAAUCAACAACGAUGGUGUUGACAGCUACUUCCAUGUUCAGCAGUCGAAGCAGUUCCGAGAGGCGAUUCAGCAACGAAUGAGGCUGUCGAAGGUGAAGCCGAACGCUGCAACCUCAACUCCUACGUCCCCUGGAAAGAUUCUUGGGAAAGCUCCGACAGAGGAGGAGGAGCUUACCCCGCAAGACCAAAGCCCAACAAUAAUAUCACCGUCACAAGAAGUCAAGGCGCCACCUGUCAUAUCACCGACGCAAACCUCUUCCCGUCACCCGUCAACAAACUCCUUUUACGCCCAAUUGCAACGCGAGCUCCCGCGUCCGUUCACCGAUACUGUGGCACAGCUUAUGUUGAACUCAGUCCCCCUGCACCUGUUCCUCGCGAAGCCCCAGAGUGGCGAGGUGAUCUGGACAAACUCGAAAUUCGAUGCUUUCAGGAGGAGUCAACCCCAAGAGCAGAAACUGCGGGAUCCUUGGCAAAAUAUCCAUAGUAGCGAGCGGGAACAUGUCUCUCAGGAGUGGGCGAAUGCUUUGCGCACAGGGUCUCAAUUUACUGAACGAGUGCGCGUCAAGCGUUUCAAUGAUGAGUCGGCAUAUCGCUGGUUCAUCUUCCGGGCGAACCCGCUACUGUCCGCCACGGGGGAGGUGCUGUACUGGAUUGGUUCUUUUCUUGACAUCCAUGAGCAGCAUAUUGCUGAGCUGAAAGCAGCGCAGGAGAGAGAGAAGUUCGCCACCGAUGCUAAGUACAGAGCAUUUUCCAAUUCUAUCCCGCAAAUAGUUUUUGAAGCCACCGAAUACAGGGGUCUCAUCUUCGUGAACGAGCAAUGGCAUCUGUACACUGGUCAGAAGCUUGAGGACGCGCUGAACUUCGGCUUUGCAAAGCAUGUUCAUCACGAUGAUCUAGAGAAGUGUGGUCUCCUGUCUGUUUACCUCCAUGAAGCCCAGAAGAAUGGAGCCGGUCUUGACUCGGGUGAGGUAGCUACGGAAGUGGCAACAGCUAAGCCCUCUCAAGAGAAACAACUGGGCCAGGGCGUCACGCCCGCCUUGGAGGAGCUUGUCAAACGCGGUGUUGCUUCCGUCCAGAGAGACGAGAAUGGACGUGUCUUUUACUCGACAGAGCUCAGACUGCGCUCGAGAGGUGGAGACUUCCGUUGGCACCUCGUUAGGUUGGUCUGUGUCGAGACCAGUAGUUUUGGCAAUGGCGAAGCGUCGUGGUACGGCACUUGUACCGAUAUCAACGACCGCAAGAAUCUUGAGCGGGAACUCAACAAGGCCAUGCAACAAUUGAACAAUCAGAUGGAAUCAAAGACUAAAUUCUUCAGCAAUAUGUCGCAUGAGAUCCGGACCCCCCUUAACGGCAUCCUCGGAACCAUCCCAUUCAUUCUCGAUACCCAGUUGGAUACCGACCAAAGGAGGAUGCUCGAUACGAUUCAGAACAGUUCGACGAAUCUUCGCGAACUGGUUGACAACAUUCUCGAUGUCUCUAGGGUGGAAGCUGGCAAAAUGUCGCUCGUUAACUCGUGGUUCCAUGUACGCUCUGUGAUCGAAGAUGUUAUCGACACCGUUUCAUCCAGAGCUAUUGAUAAGGGCCUCGAAAUCAACUAUUUGAUGGAUGUGGAUGUUCCGCCAAUGGUGAUAGGAGACAGGUUCCGAAUCCGACAGGUCCUCAUUAACCUCGUCGGAAACGCAGUCAAGUUCACUGCGCAAGGGGAGAUCCACAUAUGCUGCUCCAUUUACCACGAUUCUUCGGCAAUCAUGAAGAAAUCAGAGCUCCUGCUGAACUUCGAUGUCGUGGAUACCGGUAAAGGCUUCAGCGCAAGGGAUGCUGAACGCUUGAUGCAACGAUUCAGUCAACUUGGACAGAAUGGAUCACAGCAGCAUGCAGGUAGUGGUCUCGGGCUUUUCUUGUCUAAGCAACUGGUUGAAAUGCAUGGCGGCAAAUUAACUCCGAGCAGCAAGGAAGGCCAAGGUGCAAAGUUCUCGUUCCAUGUUAAAGUCGACGCCCCUCCGCCACCAACUCCUGACGAGUCCCGGGCCAUUCGGCAGUCACAGGGUGCCUCUGAGGCGCUUGGAGCGCAACCGAAAAUUGCAUCAUUACACAAGUACCUUUUCUCGAAAGAUCCGCUUAGCAAUAAGGGCCUGGAUCAAUCUGAACUAUCGUCGGCCCUUGAAUCGUCUCUCGCGAAAGCCCAUACCAACGCUGAUUCCUCCUUGCGUUUCCCGACGAACAACCUCUCUGAGCGAUCCCCACUUUCCUCUGCCCUUCCAACUCCCGAUCUCAGUACGGUGGACCCUCUCGCCAGAAUCGACAGCUCUGCUCCGGGCGAAGGAGACACCGUGACCCCCGUAGGCGGGGAUAGUCCGCCUCCAGUAACUGAGUCGUCUUCGCAGCCGCCAGUAACCCCUGCUCCAAGCAAGCCAGCAGCGUUGGAUGGUGCAACCGAUGCGAAGCAAUUACCAAGCUCGUUCUCUAUCCUGAUUCUGUGCCCCAUGGAUAACACCCGCAAAGCCAUCAAGCAACACAUUGAGCAGGUGGUGCCCCUCGAGGUUCCGUUCUCUAUUACCUCUACUCCCGAUGUUGAAGACUGGAGAGACCACGUGAGUGAUGAUUCUGUUUCGAAGCUCACUCAUUUGGUACUCAAUCUGCCGAGUGUGGACGAUGUUUCAGAUGUGAUUCAAUAUGUCUCAGAGUGUGAUCCAGCCACUGCCCCGACUCUCGUCAUCAUAUCCGAUCUCUAUCAGAAGCGACAUGUCAAUUCAAAGAUCAAGGAUUUGGCCGCCACCGGAAGGCGUGUAUAUACGGUGCCAAAGCCGGUCAAGCCCUCUGCCUUUUCUGCCAUCUUCGACCCUGACAACCGACGUGACCUGAGCAAGGAUAGAAACCAAGACAUGGCGAGGGAGAUCAACAAUAACUUCAAGACCAUGUCCAAGAUGGUCAAGGAGGUGAUUGGGAACAAAGGUUAUCGGAUAUUACUCGUCGAAGAUGACGAGACGAAUCGCAUGGUGAUGUUGAAGUACCUUGAUAAGAUAAAAGUCAUGGCGGAAACGGCCACGAAUGGCCAAGAGUGCACAGAGAUGGUCUUCUCAAAGGAGCCGGGAUACUACUCCCUCAUCAUAUGUGAUAUCCAAAUGCCCGUUAAGAAUGGCUAUGAUACGUGCCGCGAGAUUCGUGGUUGGGAGUUGAAGAAUCACUAUCCUCAAAUCCCGAUCAUGGCGCUCUCAGCCAACGCAAUGACGGAUCAAAUCGAGGACGCCGCGCGCGCCGGUUUCAACGAUUAUGUCACCAAACCCAUCAAGCACAACGAAUUGGGCAAAAUGAUGAUGGGACUCCUGGAUCCCAAUCGACCUUUGCUUCUCCUUCGCGACCGCCUCCGGGCCGACAGUGAGGAUCACCACCGCGAAUAAUCAGGCAAUGCAUCUGCUUCUUUUUUUUCCGUGGAUACUCAUUAAACGGCCAACGGGCGUUCUUCGGGUUCUUCCUACUAUAACCUCCG